Messenger RNA from Physella acuta, 418 nucleotides. Its product is annotated as hydramacin-1-like. Gene Ontology annotation, biological process: defense response. Lineage: Eukaryota; Metazoa; Mollusca; Gastropoda; Physidae. The record is from RefSeq and is a predicted model, not a curated record.
UGCAGACUUAUAAAAGAGGAGCCGGACAAAUCGGGGGCUCAAACUAUCAUUAGCCGGACGUCAUAUUUUUCAACAGUUUUAGUAAUUAAAACUACAAUAGGUAAUCCCACCAUGACGUCAUCUCUGAAGAUCAGCAUCCUGUUCACCCUGCUGGCACUGACGGUUCUAGAGACACCUGUGGCAGGGGCCAGUCUGUCGGACUGUUACGAGACGUGGAGUCGCUGCUCCAGGUGGAGCAGUUUCUUGACAGGAAUUCUGUGGAAAUCCUGCGAUGACCGCUGUAAGAAGGACUUCAAGAAACGCGGCGGCCGAUGCGUCAAAGUGCCAUCCAAGUGCCCGACUUCCAAGAAAGCUUACCAGUGCCAGUGCUACUAAUUUACCCAUAUUUGUGACCCCCCCCCCGCCACCUUCCCCACCU